Molecule: messenger RNA, 1389 nt
Organism: Ricinus communis (castor bean)
Lineage: Eukaryota; Viridiplantae; Streptophyta; Magnoliopsida; Malpighiales; Euphorbiaceae
Product: 5'-nucleotidase SurE
Exons: 10
Coding region: 173-1105 (310 amino acids)
Cellular component (GO): cytosol
Molecular function (GO): nucleotidase activity
Source: RefSeq, a predicted model, not a curated record
UGCUCAGUCUCUCACUGUUUGUUGUAUGUGAAAUAUUAGUCUAUUCUAUUUGUCAUCGUCAGUUAAAACAUUAUUAUUUCCUGGACUUGCUCUCUCGCUCCCUCAAUUAAUCACACUCUCUGUUGCUCCUUUUCAAUUCCUCCAUUACACUCUGCUUUAAUUUCUAUCUGAAAUGGAAAACAGCUCUGAUCAAAAGCCGACGAUCAUGAUCACCAACGACGACGGUAUUGACGCUCCUGGACUCCGCUCUCUCGUUCGCGUCCUUGUUGCUACUAACCGUUUCCGUAUCCUUGUUUGCGCACCUGAUUCUAAUUCUUACAGUGAAAAAUCGGCUGUUAGUCAUUCAAUUACUUACCGCCAUCCUAUUUCAGCUCGACGAGUAGAUAUUGAAGGAACCUUAGCUUAUGCAAUUUCAGGAACUCCGGCCGAUUGUGCUUCUUUAGGAGUCUCAACAGCACUUUUUCCUUCAGUUCCUGAUCUGGUGAUCAGUGGUAUAAACAUGGGGAGCAACUGUGGCUAUCACAUUGUUUACUCUGGCACAGUUGCUGGUGCUCGGGAGGCCUUCUUUUUUGGUGUACCUUCAAUCUCCAUUUCCUAUGAUUGGGUUGGAGGUAAGAGCACUAUUCAGGACUUCGCACUUGGUGCUGAGGCUUGCGAACCUAUCAUUAGUGCAAUACUUGUUGAGAUUAAGAAUCGAACCUAUCAGUCGGGCUGUUUUCUGAAUAUAGAUUUGCCAACAAAUGUUGCCAAUCAUAAGGGGUAUAAGCUAACUAGGCAGGGAAGAAGCAUAUUUAAGAUGGGUUGGAGGCAAGUUCAUUCUGGCAUGGAAGGAAGGAAAAUGUUAUCAACCAUGACAAUGGACACAAAGUCAGCAGUAGAAACAGAAGUUGAUGAAUCAAAUGAAUCUCAAGAACAAAUGUGGUUCAGGAGAGAAGUAAGGGGAGCCCAAGUUGAUGAUGAAGAUUCAGAUCACAAAUUUCUUCAGGAAGGAUAUAUUACUGUUACUCCCCUCAGCGCCCUCUCUCGUGCAGAGAAUAACUGCCUAGGGUACUUUGUAGAUUGGCUGCCAGGCGUGGUGGACCGCUCAUCUCCAUCAGCCUUGUAAUUUCUGGGAUCUCAGAACUGUAGCUUUGAGGCUGAUUGAAAGACCUUUCAAGUUUGAAGCACUGAAUAAAGAAAAUCCUCUGGUUUCCUUUAUGCAUGGUGUCAUUUUUCACCUGCCUCCGGCUUACCAGGUUUUUAUGCAAUUGUACUCAUUAUCCUAUUAGAAUGUCGUAAAUUCUGUCGAGGAAACUCUUAUAUUAUGAAUCAUGAUUUAGUGAAAAGCCCAUUAAUCAAUUUGAUAAUAACUCUUGCAUUUGCUUCAAGUUAUUGCAAGUUCAAAGUGAA